Molecule: messenger RNA, 3246 nt
Organism: Vicugna pacos (alpaca)
Lineage: Eukaryota; Metazoa; Chordata; Mammalia; Artiodactyla; Camelidae
Source: RefSeq, a predicted model, not a curated record
AUGGAAUGGCUGCUAGAGGGCCUGCAUGGGGCUCAAGAGGACAUGAAGCUUCUCUGGGGCCAGCUGACCCAUGUCCUGGCCUGCAGACACUGUGGCAACAGCUGCCUCCAGAGUCCAGGGACUCUGGUAACACUAUUCUUGUUCAUGGUUUGGCAGAUCCGGAGGUGGUGGCAGCUUUGGAGAUGGCGACAGCUUCAGCCCUGGUACUCUGGGGACAAGAUGCAAGGCAAGAGCCUACCACUUCCAUACUGUGUGGCUUUCCUUGAUCGUCUGUGGAAGCAGAAGUCAGAGGAGGAAGAGGAAGAGGAAGAAGAAGAGGAGGAAGAAGAGGAGGCAUCUCCGGAUCCACUGAAGCCAUGUUCUCUUCCCAAAGCAGCUCCUAUUGGAGACCAAGCCACUAUAGCCUCAUCCCAGCCAUCCUGUUGUUCUGAGGGCCUCCAUAAGGCCAUAGGGACACUAGAGGAAGUACUCACGCGGACCUCAAGCCCUUCCAGAUCCUUCCCCACCUUUCAGAUCUUGACCAACCUGCCUGUGAGGCACAAGACAGCAUCAGGGAGCCGUUUACAGCAGAGAAAAAGCCAACUCUUCUGGGGUCUCCCCUCUCUGCACAGUGAGUCCUUGGAGGCCAUCUUCCUGAGCUCAGGUGGCCGCUCUCCUCUGAAGUUAUCUGUUAGUCCUUCUGUCUUCUUCAACAAGCAUGCCUUUCUGCCUAGAUCCCCAGAAUUGCUGCUUCCCCAGUAUUGCUCCUCAAGCCAGAUUUCUACCCAUGAAGUCCAUACUACAGAAGAUUUGAAAGAGAUGCCCUCUGAUCCUCACCAACUUCCCCCUCCAUCUUCUCCUUGUGUCCCAUCACUACCCCUCCCUCUUAAACCCUUUCCCAUGGACCAUAAGAAAGACCUAUUUGGCACUGAGGCAAAUACACAGUCUCAAGGAACUAGCACCCUGGGAGCUCCACCUGUAUAUGAGACUCAGUGGGGAACCACAGGACAUAAAGAGAAUCCUCAAGCCUUUCAGCCCCCAAUGCCAGCCCCCUGCCAAUCCCCAGAUUCUCUGUCAGAACCCCAGAAAGUCAGCCCUGAAGGGGAACCUUCUGCAAACAAGGACUUCUGGGGAAACUUGGGGCACAGAGAGAACCCUCUGGCCUCUGGGUCUCCAAUGCCAGCCCCCUUCCUUUCCCCCGAUCCCCUACCAAAACUCCAAGGAGGCAGUUCCCUGGGAGAUCCAUCUGAAUACAUGCCCCAGCAGGGAUGCAGAGAAAAUUCAGCAAACUCUUGGGCCUUUGAGCCCCCACCCUGGGACCUCGACCCAGGACACUAUGGAACCAGGCCUGCAUGUGCCCCAUCAGGAUCUGAGACUCCAUGGAAGGGCAUGCAUACUAGAGAUAAUCUUUGGGCCUCUGCAAACACAGGUUCAUCUCCCAGCCUUCCCUCAGCCUCUCCGCCGGAGCCCCUAGGAAUGGGUGCUCAGGCAGUCUUGUCUGAGUCCAAAGCUUUAGGGGAGGCCAUGAGGCAGAGAGAAGAACUCUCGAUCUCAGAGUCCGCAGCCCCUGCCCAUAGCCCAUCUCUAGCUCCCAUUCUAGAACCACACAAAAUCACUCCUUUGGGAGGCCUCCUUGGGUCAGAAGCUACAUGGAAGGACACUGAUCAUUCCAGAAAUUCCUGGGCUUCUGAAUCUCCAUCUCUGGCAUUCAGCCCACCCCCACCUCUUAUACUAGAUUCUCUUAGAGUUAGCCCCACGGGGGUCCUGUUUGAUUCGGAAGCUAGAUGUGGGGACAUACAAAGGAGAAAGAACUGCUGGGCCUCUGAGCUCCCAGAUUGUAGCCUACCCCAAGACCCACACAGAGCCAACUCUUUGGGAGUCCAGUCUGACUCUGAGCCUGUUAGGGAGGAUAAGGAGCAGAAAGAAACCUGUUGUGUUCCUGUGUCGCCACUGUGGGGCCCCAGCCCAUCCCCAAACUCUAUGUCAAAGUCUCACACAAGUGAGCCUAUUGGAGACCAAUGCAACUGUAAACCUGAUGGGGAAACAGUGCAGCAGAGAGGGAACUACUGGACCACUGAACUCCCAGCAUCAACCCCCAGGUCACUCUCUGCUCCUCUACCAGAUCCACAUGUUGACCUUGAGUUUGUGUGGAGGAAUAUGCAACAAAGAGGGAUCCUCCAGGACCCCAGCCUUCCAGCAGUGGAUCCCCUGCAGCCAAUACCCUGGCCUCCUACCCUAGCUGUAGCUCUGAAGACUGAGCCCAACCAGCCUGACCUAUCUAAGGGAGAGCUUUUCCCAGGGGUUAACGCAGAGCCUCCAUCCUCCCAGAGAGAGGCUGUCCCACAGGUACCCACCCACUCUGGGAUCCAGGCCUGGCACUGGAGUAGAGAGUUGGAACUCAGGCGGAAGAAACUACAGCAGAGCUCUGCUUCCAGAUCUCUUGGCCCAAGUCAAUCAUUUGGCAGCUCCCCUGUCCUGGGCUCAACUCAAGCCACCCGGAGAUUUUCUUCCUGUCCUCCACAGCAGACUCAUCCUCCCAAUCUGUGCCCCCUCUUUUCAAGCUGUCAUCCCCACAAAAUUCAGAGCACAAUAACUCAGCCUGUUCAGGUCUCCCACUGUUACCACUCUCACUCCUUUUCCCACCCUCAGCCACAAAAGUAUGGGAGGACAGAACAAGGUUCUCAGAGAGAGCAAAGAAUGAAAAAGAUGGUGUCCCAGAUCUCAUCCCAGGGGUCAUGUGUUUACAUGGAGGCUGGUGAGAACUGCCCAGGCCUGGAAGAGACCCUAGACCCUAAGGUUCCAGCCUCAGGCAAGAGACAGGACAAGGCUUCAGCCCCAUCUUCAGCCAAAGAGAGACAGAGUCCCAGGAAACCCAAAGCAGAUCAUGGAGGAGGGGAUUCAAGAUUGAGGUCAUCCAUAGUUACAGUAAAAAGCCACCCAGCCCAGGCUAGAAGACUAGCAGAGGUCCCUGUAAGCAGACUUUCCCAAAGAUUUCAGCACAGGGACCAGAGUUCUCGACACACUGCUCUCUCCAGGCAGCUUCACUGCAAGGCUGCAGACUCCCAAGAUCAGCGAGGGGCAAGGCUGGGAGCUGGUGACAUCCUGGCCUCACAGCACUGUAAGAACUGCCCUUGGGCCCGGAAACAUCUUUCCUCCCCUACACCUCAGGCUCCUCUUACCAGGGGUCUCCAAAGGGUGUUAGCCAAGUUUCUGGGCAUCCAUGAACCCCUGCCCACCAAAUCCAGUCAGCAAAGGAAAGGCUGGUAG